Hibiscus syriacus is the source of this 759-nucleotide messenger RNA. RefSeq lists its product as uncharacterized. The record is from RefSeq and is a predicted model, not a curated record. Bases 1 to 759 code for a protein of 252 amino acids. The transcript is spliced from 2 exons. NCBI's taxonomy places the organism in Eukaryota, Viridiplantae, Streptophyta, Magnoliopsida, Malvales, Malvaceae.
AUGAUGCUGUCGUCGAACCCAAUAUCGAGUCCAUGUCGGGCCGACAAGUAUCCGCCACAACUGAUGCGGUUUCUGACAAGCAAGGGUGCAAGUAGGAGCAGCAGGGGAAGGUCACGUUCCAGCCCAAUGUUCGUCAGGAAAAAGAAGGCCGCCGUUGAAACCCAAGAGCCUUCUUCGCCUAAAGUCACUUGCGUAGGUCAGGUUCGUGUUAAACAAACCGGUUCAAAGUCCGGUCCACCUGGAGCACCUACACGUCCCAACAGCCGUUGCAAAUGGAUCACCGAGGCUCUGUUUUGCAUAAUUUCUCCGGGAAAGUCAAGGUCAAGCCUCUUGUUAGACCUCAAGGAAAAUGGGGAAGCAUCUGUUUCGGCUCUUGUGGAAAGCCCACCGCUAGAGAAGAUUUAUCGAAAAUCCAAGGAAAUGAAGAAGGAAGUGAAGCUAAGGUUUUGCGAGUCACCUUUAGCCAGCCAUGGAACAAGUGAAGAAACAGAGCAGAAAACAGAGUAUCUAAAGAAGAAGAAGAGAAAGCCGAUUCAGAGAGAAUUCAUUUGUGAAAACGGAUUCCAAAUGGAAGAAAACCCAGAUUUUUGCAACGAAUUUGAAGAGAAAACUGAAAAUAGUGUAGAACAGAAAGCAGAGCAAAUGGGAAACGUAGGGCCUCUAGUUCUCACAAGAUGCAAAUCAGAACCGGCGAGAACAGCUGCAAGACUCCAUUCUCCAAUGAGUUUCAGGAAGAAGAUAACGUUGGGUUUCACGUGA